CCAAAUAUCUGUUGCCAAACGAACCCCAAAGACAAGCAAACGCUUCAAUCAUCCGCGGAAACUUUACCCACCGCGUCUUCCUCAUUUUCAGAACCCCAAACGCUUCGAAACCUACUCUCUCUCUCUCUCUCUACCCCCAAGUGCUAGAAACCUUCACUCUCCGUUAAAGAGCAACUUCAAAGGCUGAUCAAAUCGGAGAAAAGACGAAACCCACCCACUAAAAACAAAGCGCGAAUGUCAAAAACAGGCGACCAUGGCGAAGAUCGAGGGCGCCUCUACAACCCCUAUCAAGAUUUACAGGUACCCAUCAAAAAGAUUUAUGAAUUGCCAACCGCACCAGAGUUCCUCUUUCAAGAAGAAGCAGCAGUUCAGAGGAGAUCAUGGGGUGAAAACCUCACUUAUUACACGGGUCUUGGCUACGCAACUGGAGCCAUAGCAGGUGGAUCCAAAGGCGUCAUAGAUGGCUUAAGGGCCAGAGAAGAAGGGGACACAAUUAAGCUCAGAAUCAACAGAAUCUUGAAUUCUUCAGGCCAUUCAGGGAGGAGAUUAAGCAAUAAACUUGGGUCAAUUGGGUUGAUUUAUGCUGGAUUGGAGAGUGGGAUUGUGGCAUAUAGAGAUACAGAUGAUAUUAUUAAUAGUGUAUUAGCAGGGCUUGGUACUGGUGCUCUUUUUAAGUCAGCUUCGGGGCCUAGAUCAGCUGCCGUUGCAGGGGCAAUUGGUGGUUUAAUGGCUGGAGCUGCAGUUUUUGGUUUUGUGAGAAAUCUGUGCCUCAUGAGAAUUGGGUGUUGGUUAUUGUUGGUUACUUGAAAUCCCAACCCCCCGCCCCUACCCCUACCCUCACCCCCCCCCACACACACACACACACACACAAAGGAAAUAUGGAAUAGGAAAAAUGAGUCGGUAUUUUUGAGUUUUUUCUUUAAAAGAUUGGUGUUCAAUGAAAUUGACAGUUGAUAAUUGUUUGGACAUGGCAGGACCUAAUUCUUACAAUGUAAAUUGAAUUUUCAGCCAGAUACAUUCCGUGGUUAUUAUUA
This is a messenger RNA of Amborella trichopoda, 1034 nucleotides long. RefSeq names its product mitochondrial import inner membrane translocase subunit TIM23-1. Gene Ontology annotation, biological process: protein import into mitochondrial matrix. Gene Ontology annotation, cellular component: TIM23 mitochondrial import inner membrane translocase complex. Gene Ontology annotation, molecular function: transmembrane protein transporter activity. The record is from RefSeq and is a predicted model, not a curated record. Lineage: Eukaryota; Viridiplantae; Streptophyta; Magnoliopsida; Amborellales; Amborellaceae.